AAAUACCCAAGAAAACUUGGUGGCUACUGACUCCUCCUUCCCUUUCUCAAAAAACCUUAGGCCCCUUUAUACCUUGUGUCUCUUUCUGAUUUCAAACUUUUAACAGAAACUUCACAUGCUCUAGCCUCUUCUGUUUCCCAUCUCCAUCCCUAUGGAUACCUUUGUCAAGUAGUAGUAUCUCCUUUUGUUUUCUUUAACCCUUUUUUGGCAUCUUCUAUGUACUCACGUUUCUGAAUCUCACUGACUCUAUCCUGUGUAUUUCCACUGCUUCUCUGAUAUUUAGGUAAGUCCAGUGGACCACAAUUCACUUUCAUUUCCAAUUGGGUUCUUCUUCAAUUAGGGUUUUGAAGAUAUAUUCGAGGCUUACUAGUUUUGGGGGAAUACGUUGUUGUUUGGUUCUGUCUGUUUUUAGGUUUACUUAGAUCUCAAUUCUAUUUUGUUGGGUUGUGUUUCAUUUUGUGAAUUGCCUUGUUUCUCAUUCUGUAGUUCAUCAGUUUUCUUCAGUUAGGUUAGAAGGAAGCCCUAUUUUCCCUUUCUGCAGUUGGGUUUUGCUGCUUGUUUGAUUAUCUUUAGGGUUUCAAUUGUCAAUGGCAAUGACACAAGGUUAUGCAAUUGAGCUUUACUUUGAUCCAGCGCUCGAAAACCAGGUCCUAAAGGCCUGGAAUGUGUUGGCUCGUCGCCAAAUCAGUACUCACCUCAUUGAAAUUGAAUCUCGGCCUCACAUUACCCUCUUUUCCACCCCCUAUAUCGACCCAUCAAAGCUCGAAAAUGUUGUGAAAUUUUUUGCUUCAAAGCAAGAAUCUUUACCCCUAUCUUUCUCCUCAAUUGGAACUCUUCCAAAUGACAACAAUGUCCUCUUUCUUGCCCCAACGCCUUCCUUGUCCCUUCUUCAGUUCCAUUCACAGUUGUGUGAUGCAAUGAAGAGGGAGGGGAUUGAAAUUCGGGAGGAGUACCGCCCGGAUUCGUGGGUCCCUUAUUGUCCAGUUGCAGAAGAAGUGCCCAAGAAUAGAAUGGCCGACGCCUUCACUGUUUUACGCGACUUGAAGUUGCCAGUUACAGGGUAUGCAAUGGAUAUUGGAGUGGUGGAGUACUCUCCCGUCCGUGAACUCUUCUCGUUUAUGCUUGGCAACACAUUUGAAGCAUGAGGUUAAAAGCCAUAUUGGUGCUUUCAUGUUAAAUCGGGUUUACUUUGUUGAAUGCCGUACGUUUUCAUUGAUGUUAGAAACCAAGCAUAAGUCAGUAUGUUAUUGGAACCUUACUUGCGCUUAAUUGGGCUAGAUUGCCAUUUGGAAUGCAAUGUACGUCAUUUUCAUUGAAA
Rhododendron vialii is the source of this 1318-nucleotide messenger RNA. RefSeq lists its product as uncharacterized. NCBI's taxonomy places the organism in Eukaryota, Viridiplantae, Streptophyta, Magnoliopsida, Ericales, Ericaceae. The coding region runs from base 588 to 1145 and encodes 185 amino acids. The transcript is spliced from 2 exons. The record is from RefSeq and is a predicted model, not a curated record.